AUGUCCGGGUUGAAACGAUUGACUCCUGCGCCUCCUCCCAAGAUCAAUGCUUGGACUGACAACAAGUUGGUGAUCAACGACGAAGGAGACGGAGAAGAAGGUAAUGGUGAUAAUGGUUAUAAAGAUGCUAAUGCUGAUGUUGAUUAUGGCGAUGGUGAGGAUAGAAACAGAUCCACCGUUAACAACCAGGUUUCUAAACUUUCUAAAGAGGGUCUCAUCAUCCCCGACAUGCCCGACAUGCCGGAUGCAACGUCUUUGUCGCAUCAAUCACCUCCUCGUAUACCUGCAGUCAAUAUCACAGACAUUUCCAGUGAAACCAGCAGUUUGUUGCAACUGACAACUUCGGCAAGUAAGCGGUCAAACAAGCAGGAUAUGUUAGUCACAGUGGGUAAAAACCUCAAGAUCAAAAAGCCAAACUUCCCCAAACCUAGAGAGGUCAAGGGAGGCAGCGGGCAAUCCAAAUACAGAAUCUUUGAUGAUAGUAUAAGGUCUCCAACCUUUAGUCUUCAUCAACACCAGCACCAGCACCAGCAUCAGCAUCAGCAUCAACACCAUAGUCCCAAUCAUAACCAUAAUAUCAAUCACAAUAUUACCCAUAGUCUCAGUCAUAGCCAUAGUAUUAAUCACAAUCUUAGUCAUAAUAUUAAUCAUAAUCACCACAUAUGGUCCCUCAGUUCCAAUGUCAUGGGCAGCCCACAGCUGGUUAGCUCAAUGUUGUCAUUGGAACCACCAUCUCCCGCUAGUAUCAUGACAAGCAGCUUACCAACACCGGUGCUCAUACCUUCAGCAACUGCUCCCUAUUAUCCCCAAUCUUCCCCGCAACCACCACCGCAGAUUUUCCCCUUGCCUGCACCAAUGAUCCUCUAUGGCGUUCCCCGAGUGCAAAAUCCACCCACAACGGCCAUGCUGCCAUCGUCUUUAAUGAGUACUCCACGCUCCAGCAUCGAUGAAAAACGCGAGGCUAAAAAGCUCAACAUCAAGAAGCAGUUGGAAUAUUAUUUUUCCACUGAAAAUCUUUGCAAGGAUACAUAUCUAAGAUCCUUGUUUGACAAAACCGACGGUAAAGUGCAAGUGCAGCAAUUAAUCGCCUUCAAUAGGCUCAAAAUUUUGACUCAAAAUGGCAAAUACGUGGACUUGUUGGUGGAAGCAGCGCACGAGAUGACUUCAUUGGAAGUUCUUGAUGAUAAUAGUCAUCUCCGCUUGAGAGAUUGGAAACUAUGGGUCAUUUGA
Lodderomyces beijingensis is the source of this 1230-nucleotide messenger RNA. Lineage: Eukaryota; Fungi; Ascomycota; Pichiomycetes; Serinales; Debaryomycetaceae. The record is from the annotation of a GenBank genome assembly.